This is a messenger RNA of Dioscorea cayenensis subsp. rotundata (Guinea yam), 552 nucleotides long. Its product is annotated as glutathione S-transferase T1-like. The record is from RefSeq and is a predicted model, not a curated record. Lineage: Eukaryota; Viridiplantae; Streptophyta; Magnoliopsida; Dioscoreales; Dioscoreaceae. The transcript is spliced from 2 exons. The annotation marks the transcript as partial.
UUUGCAGCCUCUCUUAUUGUGAACAGCAUAACAGGACCAGCACUUGGCCUUCCAUUGAAUCCAAAAGCAGCGAAGGAAGCUGAGAAAAUUCUGGCGUCAUCUCUUGCAAAAUUUGAGACAAUUUGGCUCAAAGGAAAUGCAAAAUUUUUGCUAGGUAGUUUUCAGCCAUCUAUUGCAGAUCUCAGUCUUGUUUGUGAGAUAAUGCAACUGGAGAUUUUGGAUGAGAAAGAUCAUGAAAGAAUAUUAGGCCCCCAUGGAAAGAUUCUGGAAUGGGUUGGAAAUGUGAAAGCCGCAACAAGUCAUUAUUUUGAAGAAGUACAUGCAUUCCUUUAUAGACUUAAAGCGAAGUUGCAAAGGCAAAGGUCAUCAAUGAGUGAUAAGAUUAUUACAUCCUUCACAGAAGGCAAGCUUCCAUCAAAGCUUUAACAUUUUUCUGUCACAUUAUUUUCCUGCAAAGUAAUAUUAGCUACGUACGGUAUGGUUCUGUUGUAACAAAAAAGACAAAUAAAGAAGUUUAAAUUUUUGAAGAUGAAUGCCACCAACAAGCACAUA